Messenger RNA from Eufriesea mexicana, 602 nucleotides. It is a transcript of the gene RpS27A, whose product is annotated as ribosomal protein S27A. Gene Ontology annotation, biological process: translation. Gene Ontology annotation, cellular component: ribosome. Bases 67 to 537 code for a protein of 156 amino acids. Gene Ontology annotation, molecular function: structural constituent of ribosome; protein binding. The record is from RefSeq and is a predicted model, not a curated record. The transcript has 4 exons. NCBI's taxonomy places the organism in Eukaryota, Metazoa, Arthropoda, Insecta, Hymenoptera, Apidae.
AAAUUAUCCGUUCUUAUAAUUCCUUUCUAUAUGUACAUGGCGUAGGUAAAGUUAUACUAGUUUACCAUGCAGAUAUUUGUGAAGACUCUUACAGGCAAGACUAUUACUCUUGAAGUUGAGGCAUCAGAUACUAUUGAAAAUGUCAAGGCAAAAAUUCAAGAUAAGGAAGGAAUUCCACCUGAUCAACAGAGAUUAAUUUUUGCUGGGAAACAAUUAGAAGAUGGCAGAACUUUAUCAGAUUAUAAUAUUCAAAAAGAAUCUACAUUGCAUUUAGUGUUACGUUUAAGAGGUGGUGCUAAAAAACGCAAGAAGAAGAAUUAUUCUACUCCAAAGAAAAUCAAGCAUAAGAAAAAGAAAGUUAAGCUUGCUGUACUCAAAUUUUAUAAGGUGGAUGAAAAUGGAAAAAUUCAUCGACUAAGAAGAGAAUGCCCCAUGGAACACUGUGGUGCAGGAGUUUUUAUGGCUGCAAUGGAAGACCGUCAUUAUUGCGGCAAAUGCAGUUAUACUCUUGUAUUUAAUAAGCCAGAAGAUAAAUAAUGUGAAAACGUAUAAUUUUACUUAAUUAAAUAAAUGUGAUUAACUAAAUAAAUUGUGAACAUGAA